AUGAAAGUCAUUUUAUUACUAUGUAUUUUAGCUUUGCUAAAGGCAGCAAAUGCUGCAAACGGUGUAGAUGUCUCUUCGCUUGUUUCCACUUCUUCAUUUAAAUGCUUAAAUACAAAUGGUUAUGAAUUUGCAGUUGUUAGAUGUUUUCGUUCAACUGGCACAGUCGAUCCAAAUUGUGCAGCUUCAGUAGCUAAUGCUUUGGGAGCAGGAAUGUCAAAGGUUGAUGUUUAUAUGUUCCCAUGUUAUUCAUGUGGUAAUGGUGGAAUACAAGCUUCAAAAUUGGUCAGCUACUUAAAAGAAAAUAGUGUCAAAUAUGGUAAGAUUUGGAUAGAUAUAGAAGGUCCUGGAGUAUAUUGGGGUCCAAGCACAAGCGAUAAUGCAGCCUUUUUCCAAGAUAUGGCCAAUAGUUUAGAAAAAGAGGGAGUAGAUUUCGGUGUGUUCACAUCACCAUCGCAAUGGGUACCAAUAAUGGGAAGUUUUGAAGGUGGAUCAAAAUUCCCACUAUGGUAUGCUCAUUAUGAUGGAGUUCGAUCAUUUAGUGACUUUUCACCAUUUGCAGGAUGGUCAAAACCUACCAUGAAACAGUACUAUGGAGAAGGCACCUUAUGUAAUGCAGGAGUUGGCAAAAAUUGGUAUCCAUAA
Molecule: messenger RNA, 642 nt
Organism: Dictyostelium purpureum
Lineage: Eukaryota; Evosea; Eumycetozoa; Dictyosteliales; Dictyosteliaceae
Exons: 3
Coding region: 1-642 (213 amino acids)
Biological process (GO): cell wall macromolecule catabolic process; peptidoglycan catabolic process; signal transduction
Molecular function (GO): lysozyme activity
Source: RefSeq, a predicted model, not a curated record